This is a messenger RNA of Cladocopium goreaui, 2623 nucleotides long. Lineage: Eukaryota; Dinophyceae; Suessiales; Symbiodiniaceae. The record is from the annotation of a GenBank genome assembly.
AUGAGAGCCAGUGAUCAGCCGAAGAUCCGUGUACUGUCCAGCCCCAUGUUCAAACAUGAUGUUCAUUUGCAACUGAGUGCUCGUGGUUUGUAUUUGUUGGAUGUGAAUGAGCUGCUGAAAGCACAGAAGGGGCCCAGUGACAGUUUGAGCAGCCGUUUCGAUCGAAUCAUGGCCAAGGCGUCCGACGACACCCUGGAACAGUUUCAACAGCUGACAACUCAGGAGAUGGGAGAAGCCAAGAUCACGUUUGGAAAAGCCCACAUGGGGCGAACCUAUAUGGAAAUGUGGUUGGAGGAGCCAAAUUGGGUCAAGUGGUUCAUCAGGACCUACUCAGACAGCCAGAAGAUAGAACAUCGAAAGUUCCUGAUGUUUUCCGAGAAGAUGAUCUCAGCUCACGAACAGGAGCACCACCUGCCACCGAUGGAAUCCAUGACGCAGGGAGUUGUCCUGCCACGCUGCAAGGGACAACCAAAAGCCAAGGCAUCAGCCUCAGUGGCUCCCUUCGUGUCCAUGGAGACCAGCUCCAACAUCGGGACCGAACAGUGGGAUGUGAUGGAUCCAGAAGACCUUCUGAUCCACAAUGCGAGGGGACUCCAAGAAGAUCAUCACCAGGAGAGCAUCGAAGCCCUGCAAGCCAGAAUGAUGCACGUGGAGAAUGCCUUGGUGGAGAUCUUGCAGCACGUCCGACCGUCCAACAACUGUAUGGAUAUGAACAAGGUGAUCUUUCCACAAAAGAGGGCAGAGCAGGUUUUGACAAAAGUCAAAUGUCAGCGUAGCAAGCCCAUGGGAAUCUCUGAAGCUUUUGCAACCGAUGCCAAAAGAGCCACCAGUGCAUCCCUGGCACCUGCGACUAAGCGAGCGAAACUGACACCUGUCAGUCCACUGAUUGAACCCAGUGAGAUGCCGGCAAAGAAGCGUCGCCUCCAUGAGAAGACCACCGACAAUGUAGUAUCGGAACCCAGUGGUGCAGCCCAAUCUCCAGCACCGGAUGUGCCAGCCAGUGAACCUUCAAGCGCACCAGCCCUUGAUAGUCAGCUGCAGCCACAGAGUGUCGAAACACCCGAAAGCACCAAGGAAAGAUUCACCACCGGAUGGCUCAAUUGGGCUGGUCCUCCCAACUCAGUCAUCAUGGAUUCAGCAUCCGAAUUUGUGUCGCAAGCGUUUGAAGAGUUUCUUCAAAGCCUAAAUGUGCAAUGCACCGUGGUCCCUCCAGAUGCCCACUGGCAGAUGGGUCGUAUUGAGCGUUCCAUUGUUGGAGACGACACUUUGCCAGCUCAUGCCAUCGCAACCAACGAUGACAGCCAGGGCAUUAGGUUUAGGAAAGUGCUUGCAAUGCGAGAGACUGCACGGAGGGCAUUUCAUGCAGCUGACAAUGACAUGGCGAUCCGUCGAGCAGCACUAAGACGAGAUCGUCCCCAUAGAGGACUUCCAUUUUAUGGCUUCACUUUUGGCUGUUGCCAGCCUGUCACCUCGACUUCGCAGAUGAGGCGCGCCAGGCCCAGGUGCAUCCUGACCACCUUUUCCCAGCUCCGUGUUCUCGGCUGCGCCAUGGCUGCGUCGAACUUGUCGCGUUCGGCCGAGGAUCGCAAUGAUCGCGCUGCGCUGCUGGCACCGGACCUGGAGCGAAAGGCGGAGGAGUUGAAACAUCAGCUGCAGACCACCGUGCAGUCGGAAAUCAACUUGCUCCGCAAGCUCAUGGCCAGCAAGAAGAUGGAUGCCGAAAACUUCCGUGCACGCACGCAAGGAAGUUGGGAGAUGAUUGGAGUGGUUUCGGCCCUCUUUCUGACCAUGGAUCGCUACAACGAACUCCUUCACUGCGAUGAGGAAAGCCUGGUGGGAGGUGUGCCCUUCUGUGAGCAGAUCCAUCCCUUCCUGGCAGGCACAGCCACGCUCUUUGCGGCCUGCUCGGUUGUCAUGUCUAUGAUUUUGUACAUUCAGAUGACCUUUGUGCCAGAUGAAUUUUUGGGAGACUGGAUGAGCAAUCUCGCUUGGUCCGUGGAAAUUCCCAACCGUUGCUUCAUUUUGAGCGUGAGUUCAUGGGCCUUGGAUCUCUUGUGGCAAGGAGUGAUACACCAUGGGACCUUCGGGCUCGCCUUCUCCGUCCUAGUCUUGGUGCCUGCCUUGUUGAUCGUCUUGUUCUACCUCGGGACCAAAAACUUGACCAACAACUACCUGAUGAUGGCGGCUGCGGCUGCUGAGCAAGAAUUACACUGAGAGAACCUCAACUGGAGGGGGAACCUGCUGCAACUUAGCGGGGAAAAACAAGAAAUCACCAAGACUUACAACAACUUGGCAUUUCUUUAUCUUUAGAUAUCUUUAGUAUCUUUAGUGAUGACUUCAGAAUCUUCAGCCAUGUCCAGCCACUGCUGCACAAAGUGCGACAGGAGGCGCAUCAGUUGUCAUCAAUGGAUGCAAUAGAUGUUGAUCUGAAGCUGCGAUGCCCGUGACAGCCUUCUUUUCCUCUCGAAGGGAGGUCAGAGGCUAUCAUGUUCAUCAACCAUCGCAAUGCCAUCUGAGAAGGAAGCCGGCAGAUAUCUGGGGCUGGGCUGGUGACGUUUGGUGGAUCUUAGUGCUUUUGGCCACAGGGGUGAACAAAAACUCAUUCCCACGGCGGACUUCAAAA